AUUGCCUCUUUACGGGCUUCAUUUACAUAAAGUCAUUUAAGGCUGGUGUCAUCUCGUCGAAACUACUCCCUGUCCGCGUACAGAUAAUGUGAAGAAUCUGGUUGGGCCAGUGCACCGGUUUCAGGUCAGAGGGAAGAAUGUUCUGACUCCACCUUCACGUAAGACAUCCUUAUAAGCACAGCAAACAGUCUGUAUUCCACCUUACAACCCGAGCUGUGCUGACCUGCUCCUUCAAACUUCAACUCUUCUGCUCCUGUUCAAGUGCUUCAAACAAGACCUCAUCAUGGUGUCAAUGGGACGACAGAUGCUUGGCUUUGCCAUGGGCAUCAUUGGCUUCCUGGGGACCAUCAUCGUGUGUAUCCUGCCCAUGUGGAAGGUUACAGCCUUCAUUGGAGCCAACAUUGUGACAGCGCAGGUCAUCUGGGAAGGCUUGUGGAUGAACUGUGUGACGCAGAGUACAGGCCAGAUGCAGUGCAAGGUCUAUGAUUCUCUGCUGGCUCUACCGCAGGACCUUCAGGCUGCCAGAGCUCUUACGGUCAUGGCCAUCAUCGCUUCUGUCUUGGGAAUCCUCUUGGGGAUUAUGGGAGGCAAGUGCACCAACUUUGUAGAGAAUGAAAAUUCUAAAGUCAAGGUGGCCAUUGCGGCAGGAAUCCUCUUCAUUAUUUCCGGUUUACUUGUCCUCAUCCCCGUCUGCUGGUCUGCCAACACCAUUAUCCGGGAUUUCUACAACCCUACCUUAAUCGAAGCCCAGAGGAGAGAGUUGGGGGCUUCACUCUACAUCGGCUGGGGCACAGCUGGGCUUCUCAUCUUGGGUGGUGGCCUCCUCUGCAGCUCCUGCCCAGCCAACAACAGCCCAGAGUAUCCAGUCAAGUACUCUGGUGCCAGGUCCGAAGCCACCAGCCGGGCCUAUGUCUGAGAAGCCCAUUCUCUCUCCUAAGAAAGACUUCUAAUUAUUUUACUUUUCUUGAGUUACCCUCCUUCGUUGUAAGGUUAUGAUUGCAUCACAAGUUGCUUUUCUUUUAGUGACACACAGAACUGUUUUCUGAUGAAUUCAGAUUUCUUUGGUGGAGGCAAGAGAGUGUUUCUUGAGGAACGAGAAAACAUUACAAAAGAUGUAGUGUGAAACUACUGUACCGACAAGAAAAUCUUCCAACAGCACGAUGACUGGAUUGAAUGAGAGCUAUUCUAUAUAAAGUGUGUAUCAAACCUAAUUUUUCUCUGAAUGUAAAUCUCAGUUGUGCAAGAAGGAUGUUAAUGGUGAACUAGGGGUAUGAUGGAAUCAAACUUGUACAGCACCCUUGAUAUAUUGUGAAUUUAAAGUAUAAAAUAUUUUAACAAUAUCAUGGUUCAAUGAAACAUCAAAAGACUGUUUUUAUUUACUUUUAAUUAAACAUUUACAUAAAUUAGA
Molecule: messenger RNA, 1408 nt
Organism: Perca fluviatilis (European perch)
Lineage: Eukaryota; Metazoa; Chordata; Actinopteri; Perciformes; Percidae
Product: claudin-4-like
Exons: 1
Coding region: 284-916 (210 amino acids)
Biological process (GO): cell adhesion; bicellular tight junction assembly
Cellular component (GO): plasma membrane; bicellular tight junction
Molecular function (GO): structural molecule activity
Source: RefSeq, a predicted model, not a curated record